AUGGAUCGCGGCGGGCCGUACGCGCGGACGGGCGGCGGCCCUCGGGGCUGCUGGUACUACCUGCGCUACUUUUUCCUCUUCGUGUCGCUCAUCCAGUUCCUCAUCAUCCUGGGGCUCGUCCUCUUCAUGGUCUACGGCAACGUGCACGUGAGCACCGAGUCCAACCUGCAGGCCACCGAGCGCCGGGCCGAGGACCUGUACAGCCAGGUGGAGAGGCUCACCGUCUCCCUGACCAACCUGUCCAGGGAGUUCAACCUCACCUCCAGCGCCAAGAACGCCAUCAUGCAGCUGCUGCUGAGCGCCCGCCGCGACCUGGACCGCAUCAACGCCAGCUUCCGCCAGUGCCAGGGCGACCGGGCCAUGUACGCGAACAAUCAGCGGUACGUAGCUGCGAUCAUCUUGAGCGAGAAGCAGUGCCAAGAUCAUCUCAAGGAGACGAACAAGAGCUGCGACGCGCUGCUCCUCAUGCUGGGUCAGAAAGCCAAGACGAUGGAGGUGGAGCUGGCCAAGGAGAAGGCGGUCUGCACCAAAGACAAGGAAGGCUUGUCGCUGAGCAGGCGCGUGGUGGAGGAACAGCUGGCCGAGUGCUCGAAAGCCCGGGAGCAGCAGCGGCAGGAGCGGCAGCUGGCCGAGGACCGGCUGCAAAAGGUGCAAGCCCUCUGCCUCCCGCUGGACAAGGACAAGUUUGAGACGGAUCUGCGUAACCUGUGGCGGGAUUCCAUCAUCCCACGCACCCUGGACUCCCUGAGCUACGGCCUCUACCACCCCCUGGGCUCAGAAGUGGCCUCCAUCCGGAGAAGCUGCGACCACAUGCCCAGCCUCAUGAGCACCAAGGUGGAAGAGCUGGCCCGGAGCCUCAGGGCCGGCGUGGAGCGCGUGGCCCGCGAGAACUCAGACCUCCAGCGCCAGAAGCUGGAAGCCGAGCAGGGGCUGCGGGCCAGUCAGGAGGCGAGAGAGAAGGCGGAGAAGGAGGCUCAGGCCCGGGAGGCCAAGCUCCAGGCCGAGUGCGCCCGGCAGACGCAGCUGGCGCUGGAGGAGAAGGCGGUGCUGCGGAAGGAGCGGGACGGCAUGGCCAAGGAGCUGGAGGAGAAGAAGCGAGAAGCAGAACAGCUGAAGAUGCAGCUGGCCAUCAGCAACGCGGCCCUGGACACCUGCAUCAAGGCCAAGUCACAGCCGAUGUCAGUGCCGAGACCUGUGGGGCCUGCCCCCAACCCCCCGCCCAUCGACACAGCUGAUCUGGAGGAAUUCAAGAGGAGGAUCCUGGAGUCCCAGAGGCCCCCUGUAGGCAACCCUGCAGCCCCAUCCAGUGGCUGAGUAGGCUCCAGGCCCGAGGACCAAGAGGUGGCCCAGACUCGCCCGUCCGUGAACACGGUGCAGCGAGGUCCUCACAGUGCCU
Propithecus coquereli (Coquerel's sifaka) is the source of this 1396-nucleotide messenger RNA. It is a transcript of the gene PLVAP, whose product is annotated as plasmalemma vesicle associated protein. The record is from RefSeq and is a predicted model, not a curated record. Bases 1 to 1314 code for a protein of 437 amino acids. The transcript is spliced from 6 exons. NCBI's taxonomy places the organism in Eukaryota, Metazoa, Chordata, Mammalia, Primates, Indriidae. Gene Ontology annotation, cellular component: caveola. Gene Ontology annotation, biological process: positive regulation of cellular extravasation; regulation of vascular permeability.